Daldinia decipiens is the source of this 1337-nucleotide messenger RNA. RefSeq lists its product as uncharacterized. Gene Ontology annotation, molecular function: double-stranded RNA binding; protein kinase binding; protein kinase inhibitor activity. Gene Ontology annotation, biological process: negative regulation of protein kinase activity. Gene Ontology annotation, cellular component: nucleolus. The coding region runs from base 423 to 1097 and encodes 224 amino acids. NCBI's taxonomy places the organism in Eukaryota, Fungi, Ascomycota, Sordariomycetes, Xylariales, Hypoxylaceae. The transcript has a single exon. The record is from RefSeq and is a predicted model, not a curated record.
AUCUUCCAUCAUAGGGUAAGCAUCAUCAAAAUCACCUGUUACAAUUUCAGCCUCGUGGUAAAACACGCUAUCACAGCCGUUUUUCAUAUCAAUCUACUACAUCGGUGCCAUUCCUUCUCGAUCUAAUCUGCCUCUUACAUACUUGCCGACGCACUUAACAUCUCCUAUUUCUCACCAUUGCCAGAAAAGGCGUCCGUGUCACGCCACCAACAUACGACGCCGCUCCCCGAAUCACCAGAGCUUACCUCCCCGUCGGAACCAACGACGGCAGAAGAUAGGGAAGGAGGAGGGUCAGCGCCAAUCGAACACGUCGCUAGUCAGCUAGCUAGGAACAAGCCAGAUCGCCCUGGCCUAGACUGAUAGCCAAAAACAACCAGCAACCGGACCCGCGCGAAAAAGAGAAAGAAAAAGGAAAGGCCAAAAUGUCAGGCGAGGGCCCCGAAAGCAUCCCGACAUCCGCGGACCCGCGCUCCAAGCGUCCCACCAAGAAGCGCGCUCUAACGCCCGUCUCAGCCCAAGCCCACGUCGUCGAAGCGCUCUUCUCCAAGCCCGACCAAGAGAUCCGCAUCCCCGACGCGUCCGCGGCGUCGCGCAGGCGAGACCUGCCGCCGCCGCCCGAGAUCGUGACCAACGUGCAGGGAUCCAGCGCGGGAGCCGGCUCCGGCGAGUUCCACGUGUACAAGGCGAGCCGCCGCCGCGAGUACGAGCGCCUGCGCCGCAUGGACGAGGAGGUGUCGCAGGAGAAGGCCAAGGAGGAGUUCGAGAAGAGCCGCGAGCAGAGGGAGAAGCGCGACGACGAGAAGACGAGGCGGAAUAGGGAGAAGCGCGAGAAAGCUAAGGCGAGGAAGGCUAAGGCUAAGAAUAGUGGUGGUAGUGAUGGUGGUGGUGGUGGUGGUGGUGCGGAAAAGAGAGAUGGCGAUAAUAAGCCUGUGGCUACCGCUGCUGCGCCGUCAUCAAAAGGUGUCAAGGCUAGGGCUGACGCGAAAAAGGAUGAUGCAGUAGAGACGGAGAAGAAGACGUGUGGUGAGACUCCCGCGAAAGGGGAUGACGAUGCGCCUGUAGAAGAGCCAAAGGGCAUCGUUAUCGAGGAAGAUUGAGGAGCAAGGUGUGAAGGAUUGGAAUUAAUUACCUAUAUAUAGAUACCCAACCAACCAAUACUCUCAAGUGAGAAAGAAGGUAGUUAAAGAGUUUCGAGCACAUGCUUAACUUGGAGGAAAUAUAUGCGUGGCUUCAACAACUAGCAUCACACGACCUGCGCAUACCAGUAUAACUGUAUUCUAGUUCUAGUAUUGUACCAUCACAUGUAAUGAGCAAAAAUAAAAAUUAAGAUAAUAAUU